Molecule: messenger RNA, 760 nt
Organism: Episyrphus balteatus (marmalade hoverfly)
Lineage: Eukaryota; Metazoa; Arthropoda; Insecta; Diptera; Syrphidae
Gene: Naa40
Product: N-alpha-acetyltransferase 40
Exons: 3
Coding region: 145-756 (203 amino acids)
Cellular component (GO): nucleus
Molecular function (GO): histone H2A acetyltransferase activity; protein N-terminal-serine acetyltransferase activity; histone H4 acetyltransferase activity
Source: RefSeq, a predicted model, not a curated record
CUGUCAUCCAAAACAUCUGCCAUUUGACAGAAUUUUUCGUUGGCAUCUUUCCUUUCCCGGCGCGCGCUAAAUUUUAUUUUUAAAAACACACCUGUGACCAUUCUAUCGCAAUUCAACCAUCAAUCCAAUACUCAAUCACUAACCAUGACAAAUUUAAAUGAAAACACGACAACAGCCGCCAAUCAACAGAAGGCCAUUGAAAAAGCUGCUCGAGCUAAAAAUCCUCUCGAAAGUCUGCCCGAAUCAUUUAAAUAUUCCAAUCCAAAUGGUGACUAUACACUUUACUGUAAAACAAAAGCUGACAUGGAUUCGAAAAUUCUCAAAUGGGCUUUCAAGUUGGCUGAGAAAAAUGUUGGUCCAUUCUACAAAGAAUCGAAAAUGGGUUGGCAACCAAAAAUCAAACAAAACGAUUUGAAUAAAAAUUGGGCCAGAUAUUUGGUGGCUCUAGACAAAUCAAAGAAUCCCGUUGCAUAUGCUAUGUUUCGUUUUGAUUUGGAUUAUGGCAAUGCUGUUUUGUAUUGUUAUGAAAUGCAAAUUGAGAAAUCUUCCCAAAGACAAGGUCUUGGCAAAUUCAUGAUGACUGCUUUGGAAAACUGUGCAAAACAUUGGGACAUGGAAAAAGUUGUCCUCACAGUUCUAAAGAACAAUCCAAUUGCAGCGGAAUUCUUCCGUAAAAUUGGUUUUGCACUCGACGAAACGUCUCCAGAUGUUUUGGAGAAAGCUGAAUAUGAAAUUUUAAGUAAACAAAUAAGGUAGUUUU